This is a messenger RNA of Cyclospora cayetanensis, 468 nucleotides long. RefSeq names its product transcription factor GAGA. The record is from RefSeq and is a predicted model, not a curated record. NCBI's taxonomy places the organism in Eukaryota, Apicomplexa, Conoidasida, Eucoccidiorida, Eimeriidae. The transcript has 6 exons. The annotation marks the transcript as partial.
AUGCGGCAGACGGGCAGAAGCGCAGGAGCAGCAGCACCAAAUGCAGAGCAGCAGCAGCACCAGCAGCAGCAGCAGCAGCAGCAGCAGCAGCAAGGCUCUCACGGAGCUACAGAUUCAAAUUCCGACGCAGCAAGCGCAGUUUCCGGCUGCAGGAGGAGAGGUAGCCACGUGGCUGCUGAUGAAGACGCGAGAAGUUCUUCUGGCAGAACAACAUCUGCCACUGCUGCUGCCCGUGCGGCCGCACUUAAUACUACUUCGGGUGUAUAUACAAAAGCCAGCAGCGGCUCUUGCGCAUCCGAAGCACUCCGGGGGACGCUCGCUGCUGCUGAAGCUCGGCAAUUGUUCACAGCAGCCCGAGCGGCGGCAGGAUUACACUCGCCGUCUGCUGCUGAAUCUCCGUGCGCAGACACACAACAGCAGCAGUAGCAACAGCAGCAGCAGUAGCAGCAGCAGCAGCAGAAGCAACAG